Messenger RNA from Rotaria sp. Silwood2, 843 nucleotides. The record is from the annotation of a GenBank genome assembly. Lineage: Eukaryota; Metazoa; Rotifera; Eurotatoria; Philodinida; Philodinidae.
AUGUACAACUCAACCGAUGACGAAUUAUUACAAAUCGACGAUUGUAUUGAUACGUGGUCAACAAGAAUGGCAAGUGCAAGCGAUUUUCAACGUUUAUAUAAUGCUCUUUCGACUAAUCUAACAAAGAUUAGUAAUAAUGUUACGGAUCUUGAAAAACUUGUCCAAAAAUUAGGUACACCAGAAGAUAGUGAACCAUUACGUGAACGCUAUCAUCGUCUCCAACAUGAAACAAAAAUUUUAAUGCAACAAACAAAUGAUGCACUUCAAGAACUUAAUAAUACUCGUACAUUAACUGAAGCUGAUCAGAGACGUAAAAAAACAUUAACUGAAAAUUUACCAAAGCAAUAUUUAGCAACAUUAAAUCGUUUUCAAGAAGCACAACGUAUUGGUGCACGAAAAGAAAAAGAAAGUCUUGAUCGUGCUCGAGCUAUUUCAUUUCGUCAACAUGGAAUAUCAGAUUCACCAUUUGCUGAUGAUUUCGUUGCAACUCCAACAUAUGAUCAAUUUCAAAGACAAGCUGUUUUACCUAUUGAACAAGAAGUUGAUAUGAGAGCACUAAGAGAACGUGAUGAACAAUUACGUGAACUUGAGACGAACAUUGUUGAAGUAAAUGAAUUAUUCAAAGAUGUUGCUAAACUUGUCCAUGACCAAGGCGCUGUUAUAGACUCUAUUGAUGAACAUAUAAUCAAUACGGAAGUGAAUGUAACACAUGGCAAUCAACAUUUAACAAAAGCUAUGACUCAUCAGAGUUCUGCUCGACGUAAAAAAAUCAUAUUAGUUACAGUCUUGCUCAUUAUUAUUGCCAUUAUCGUACUUGUUUUGGUUUUAACAUUGAAAAAGUGA